AUGCAAGAAUACUUGAAGAAAAAGGAUGAUCAGGCUUUUGAUCUGGGAAAGGUUGGACACUAUGACAACAAGGGGUUUGUCAGUAAGCCUACAAUGACGCCCAACCCAACUCAGAAUUUACCUGAUACCAAAGAAGAUCCCUACGACUAUAUCAAUUUCGACUAUGUAAAGUGUUCUGCUGACAAGUUACUGACAGAAGCAUCAACCUACGCUGUGAUCGGAGGUGUACAACCAUCAAAUCCUGGACCAACUGCAGCAGCUACAGAACCAUCAAAGAAGAAGACUCGCCUGGUGAUAAUUGUUGUAGUAGUACUUGUUUUGGUUCUGCUCGUAGCCGCAGUCGCUUCAUUGACUACUGUGGUUCUCAAAGAAGGAAAUACAAGCAAAAUUGUGGGGAAUCCUCCAAUUAACGGAAUUUGGACUGACUGGCAGCCAUGGAGUGCCUGUUCUGUUACUUGCGGUAACGGUACCGUGAUACGCAGCAGAAACUGUGACAAUCCUCCUCCCUCAUUUGGUGGAAAUGACUGCGAAGGAUCAGCAUCAGACACACAGAACUGUACGCUUACCCACUGCCCUGUGAAUGGGAAUUGGAGUGAAUGGCUUCCCUGGAGUUCUUGCUCUACUUCUUGUGACGAUGGCAUCAUAACCCGCAAUAGAACAUGUGAUAAUCCGUUCCCGGCGUUUGGUGGCGAGGUAUGUGAAGGUAACGAUACUGACGACCAAGAAUGUAUGCUAAAACACUGUCCCAUUGACGGAAACUGGAGUUCCUGGCAGAACUGGAGUGCUUGUUCUGCCACAUGUGGUGGUGGUAUGAGGAAUCGAUCGAGGGACUGUGAUAAUCCUCCUCCUAAACACGGAGGCCAAAACUGUGUUGGACCUGCCUCUACCACGUCAACCUGUGGCGAUGUUUCCUGUCCCCCACCUGGUACCUGGGGCACCUGGUCUGAAUGGACUGACUGUUCUGCUUCGUGUGGUGAAGGGACGUUACAUAGAAAUAGGGAUUGUGACGACUCUGCUGGCGGGAAAUGUAUUGGGAUGAGUUUUGAAACAAAAACUUGUAAAGAAUUGACGUGUUACGAUAGUUGGGGAGACUGGAGUGAUUGCAGCUUCUCUUGUGGAACUGGAAUAAGGAUCAGGAAUAGGACAUGUGAUGGCAAAUUUACCGGAGAGGAAUGCGGGAGUCACAUUCCGACGUUUACAGACACGAAGAAAUGUGUCAACACAGACCUGUGUGAACAAUCUUUUUGUGCUAGCAGAAAAGCGAAUUGCUCGUACAGUCAUCCUAACGGAUGUCAUAUGUUCAUUACAUGUGACGCAGGUAAGAAUAUGUACCAGAAAACUUGUAAUGUGUUGUUACGGUACAAGGUUAAGGAUGAGGACAAAUGCAGCGGGGACUGUGUCUGGAAAUCGUCUUUCCCAUGUUCAUAG
Ylistrum balloti is the source of this 1428-nucleotide messenger RNA. Its product is annotated as hemicentin-1-like. Gene Ontology annotation, cellular component: membrane. Lineage: Eukaryota; Metazoa; Mollusca; Bivalvia; Pectinida; Pectinidae. The coding region runs from base 1 to 1428 and encodes 475 amino acids. The transcript is spliced from 7 exons. Gene Ontology annotation, molecular function: G protein-coupled receptor activity. The record is from RefSeq and is a predicted model, not a curated record.